This is a messenger RNA of Fusarium falciforme, 1983 nucleotides long. RefSeq names its product Zn(2)-C6 fungal-type domain-containing protein. The record is from RefSeq and is a predicted model, not a curated record. Gene Ontology annotation, molecular function: DNA binding; zinc ion binding. NCBI's taxonomy places the organism in Eukaryota, Fungi, Ascomycota, Sordariomycetes, Hypocreales, Nectriaceae. Bases 1 to 1983 code for a protein of 660 amino acids. The transcript is spliced from 3 exons. Gene Ontology annotation, biological process: DNA-templated transcription.
AUGCAGCAAUACCCGAUAGACGAUGUUGGUCCAUCAGGAGCUUUUACACCUGCUCCCUCGAGUCAUCCACCCACCAGCGUACGCUCUCUCUUGUCUGAAGACACGCCACCGAGUUCAAAUCGAGGACCACCCAGCCAGUCUCCGGUACUCACGUCGUCGGCAGCCGCCGCAGUGCUGGCAUCUCUGGACAGAGGCGCUGAAUCGAUCGCUGAGAACCCGUUGCUAUCACCCGAACCCACGCAAGGGAGCGAAGAAAACGAUGGAGAUGGCUUCCAGUUGUAUGGUGCCACCAGCUUGCUGCACGAUCAGUCGUCAAGAACGCUCUUGGCCGACAGAAAGAGGGAAGGGAGCCAGGAGCGUGCGACAUCAAAAGAUGCCGUCAGAGAUCGACUCGUUUCAUACGCUGCCCUUAGAAGACAGGAAGAAGUGGCCCUAUACUCAUCCCCGAGUAUCACAUCCAAGAUCGACUUUGACGGGGUACCCAUGGACACGGCUCUGCACCUAUUGGAUUUGCACUGGAACCGCCAGCAUCUGUCAUAUCUCCUCACCUAUCGGCCAGCCAUUAUGGAUAGUCUCAUCCAUAAUGGACCAUACGUCAAUAAACUACUCCUGAACGCCAUCUACUUCCAAAGCAGUUUGUAUAGCGAUCGGACCUCUCUGUUACGCCAAGACCCCCAAGACCCGCAGACUAUGGGCAUGGCCUUUUACGAGCGAUUCAAGUCUCUCCUAGUCGACCACAUCGACAAACCUACUAUACCAACUAUCGUGGCUCUCCUAACCUGUGGCGCAUGUUUGGUCCCGCGUGGCAAGCAGAGCGCUGGCUGGGUAUUCUGUGGCAUCGCCUACAGGAUGAUGACAGACCUUGGAUGCCAUUUGGAUAUUGAGCCAACGUCACAGGCUGGACAGGGCUUUAAACUCACUCCCAUUGAUGUUGAGAUGAGAAAGAGGAUCUACUGGGCCGCUUAUGUUGGAGACAAACUGCAGUCUCUGUUCCUGGGUCGUCCUCCAGCGAUACAUGAGACAGCAGGUGGUGUCUCUGAAGAAUUCCUGGAUACUUACGAAGAGAUGGAAGAAUGGAGACCAUACGUGGAUCCAGAGGCACGGCCAUUUGACAGUAGCCCCCCAGCUUAUCGAGGACGACCAUGUUAUGCGAUAAGCACAUUCCGAUGUUUGCUUCAGCUCUGCCGUAUGAUAUCUCGCAUUAUAGAUGCUUUCUACACAACUGACAACACUGGCCUAUCAAAACAAUCUGUUGAAUCUGUCACGGCAAGCCUGAUACAGAAGAGACAAGAGGUUAGGGAACAGCUGCGUCAAUUCAGGGAGAGCAUCCCCUCAUGGCUUCAGUUCGAACCAGGAGUAGAUCCUACUCCACCACCGCACCAGGUAACGCCUCAUGCACUCUAUUGGGCUUCAGUAAUACUCACAGAACUGCCCUUCACAAACCACGGUCGCACAACCUUUGCAAAUGAACUCAGCCCAUUUCAAUCCAGCGACCAAGACGAAAGCCGAAGAAAAUGUAUUGAAGCUGCACUGCACAUCUGGAAACUCGUGGAAGCAUACAAAAAGACAUUCACCUUGAGACGCGCGCAGUAUGGCAUAUCCUACGCCACAUAUUGUGCGGUGCUUGUCAUUCUUGAACACACUGACCAAAACUGCGAUGAGUACAUUGAAUGCAUCCGUUUUUUCUGGCAGGCUUUGUUGGAAUUCCAGCGUGGCUGCAAUUAUGGACUAAAGCGGCCUUUGAGACUACUCAAGUCUCUUAUGAGUCGGAUCGAGAGAGUGACCAAGAACAUCAACAUGGAGGCGGCAGCAACAACAAAUUGUCCGGACUUGAGCGUAUUCCAAGCCGACAUGGCAUCGUUGUUCGGAACUGGUCAAACUGGCGAUGCUUGGAGCGGGCCGUGGGUUGCACAAGAUGGUCUUGUGGCGGAUAACACCCUGUUCGGCAUUGCUGACGAUCGUCUUUUGGGAGCAUACAUGUGA